AUGAUCCAUAUGCCAUGGGAGAUCGCAGUCUCAAUCUCAAACUUUGAGAUAAUGGUUUGGCAACAGCAUAACCUCACGAAUAUCUACUGCGGUGGCAACAUAAUACAAGGUUCAACGCCUCCAAGUAAUAGCACCCUUGAUCUAAUUCUAUCUCGAAUCUCUCUUCGGUACCAGGCUUCACAGCCGCGGGGGCUUAGCCAUGUGUUACUUCGCACCUCAGCUGGGGAGAGUUGCAAAGACUCCCAUCCGCUUCCACCACAACGGGACGAUCAUGAUGACGAUGGAGAUCUGGAGGGCCUCGGAGGUCCUGCCCAACCCACCACUGAGACACCAAGAUCACAAUCUUCUUUCAGCCAAGACAUGAUUGACGCCCUGCUUUCGGAUGAGUUCACGAACAAAUUUGAUAACGCAUUGGAUGAGCUGCCCAAGGGAGACUACAGACAGGCUAAGGGUCUUUUCAUGAUCGGCGGCCAAUUCAACCUCUACUACACCAGAACCGCAUCUCCGAUGCUGCUAGACAAUGCUAUUUCUUAUACAGAAAGAGCGCUAGAAAAGUUACACAAGUCGCAUGAGGAGCUCAAAGAAUACUCAAACGUGCUCGAGGUUGCCGAACACAGGCUGGAAGUCACCGACCAGUACAUCUCAGGCCUCAAAUUGGGCAUCAGAUAUCUCGAAGAGUGUAGCCUCAAAGAAGAGAAGAAGCGCGAGUUAGGCUGCGCGUAUUGGAGUAGAUUUUGGGAAUCCAACAAUGUCGAAGAUCUCGCACUUGCCAUUGAGACUCUCGAAGCAUGCUUCGAGAACCCGGAGAAGACAUUUCCGCAGGCCGCAAUCUAUCUCGGAUCGGCUCUACGCCAACGUUACGACUAUGAAAAGAGUCCGAAUGACCUAGACCGUUCCGUAGAGUUGCUCCGAAAAGGACUGGAGGCUGUUCCGAGAGACGAAAACCAUUACGGUCCCUUGAGAGCCUAUGCACUCGGAGUUCUUACCUCUACCUGUGCAAAAAUCAACAACAAUCCCUACAGUGGCGAGAUCCGGAGUCGAGCAAUCAACAGCGUCGAGAUCGUGCUCUCAUCCACGCCUCCUGAAAUUGAAGCGUUCGGUCGACUCAGGAAGCAAUACCUCAAUCUGGUCAUGACGCAAUGCUUUAAGGAGGCGGAGACUGUACAAGAACUUCUUGACACCCUCGAAUUCGGCCUAGACGAUAAGCUUGCGGAGAAUCAGGAUAACAUGGCCGUUGUGGAGGUGCCACCAACCACCAAGAAAUUGUUCACACUUGACCCUUUAUUGGAUGGUAAGAAGAAUAUUAGGCUAGUUAAGCUGCUGCCGGGCACAAAAAGAGAUGUCAUCCAAUGUGAGAUAUUUGUUGAGCGCCUAGGCGGUGCUCUCCAUUACGAAGCACUCUCCUGUGUCUGGGGCAGUCCAAUAGAGACUGAAGAGAUAUGUGUGAAUGGCUGUCUCCACGAGGUCACAAAGAAUUUGUACUCAGCACUUCUACGACUGCUUCAUACCGAAACAAUAAGCCUCAUGCGCGACAUCUAUCAGAGUGCAAGCACGGUCAUCAUGUGGCUUGGUGAGCCCAAAUCUGAAGAACAAUCUUUUGCGCCCAUGGUAGAAAAGGCCGACCAAACAUCAGAGAGGUGCUCGAAAUCGCUGAUUGGAGAGCGAAGUUCCAAAUUCAAGAAAGCUGAAGCAGCCUCAGAAAACGAGCCCCACAUUUCAGAACACCGUCAGAUGCAGGAAUGUUUUUCCGAUGUCCCUGUUCCACCCCUGUCUCCCGAACAAUCUGUGGGAACGGGACAGUUCGAGGCUCUGAUGGAGAAUUUCAUGUGGCUACAACCGAUUUUGUUCGGUUGUAAGCCGAUGUCGAUGAUUCCUGAUAAAGGAUCCCCAGGGUUCAUGAGUGUGGCCGAGGACCUUGUCAAGAAAAUUGAGCAGGAACAGAAGGUGAAUUUGCUAUUCCACAAUAUCCGAAUCAGACGCCUGCCGGGCCAUGAACUGCACGUCUUCGACUGGACAUCUCCCGAUAACAUCAUCUCGUUCUUCAGGUCACCGCAGAGUGCAUCAACGUGGCCUACUCUUGGUGCUUUUGCUUUGAUCCACUCCUUCGCUCAGUUCAUGCAUUUUUCUGAGCUUCCGUUCUUUGGAGGCUCUGAUACGAACCUCUCCUACCCCAGCACGCAAACUUGGAUAAAAUCGGCGAGUGAACUAGACAGAAUCCUCACCUCGGAGUACUGGCAACGAGCCUGGAUCCUACAAGAACUGGAGGGAGGGUUCAAGAAGUUCAAGAACUUGUACCUAUUGAGACGCGCGCAUGGAGCGUCAUCAAUGUUCUCCGCCGACUCACCUUUGUCAGAGCCGAGCUCACACAACGCCCUGAGCAGCAAGCCUAAUCUUGCACUCUCACUCUCGAGUAUCAUGGGAACCGGGAUCGCGAAGCGCAGGGCCACCCACCCGCGAGACCUGGUGUACGGCAUCUUGGGACUCGUAGAUGGCGACAUAGGCAUAGAGGAAGAUUACACCGCCUCUCUUGCCGAGGUGUUCACGCGAGCCGUGGUGCGUAUGAUUCGCGAGAAGCAGAGUUUUCAGGUACUCAUAUUGAAUGAUCUCGGCCGGCAUACUCAACACGGUCUGCCGUCGUGGGUCCCGGACUGGACGUCUGACGGAAUGUUCUGUCCUCAGCCGUAUCCAGACUCGUUGUAUCAGACCGAUAAAGGUCGACAAUACUACGCUGAGAUCGAGGAUGAGCUAAAAUUGAAAGUCAGAAGCAUCAAGGUUGACACCAUCAAAAGAGUCAGCAAAAUGCGGACCGUGAGUUGGAAUAACCCCGGCAAAUUAGUGGGGUUACUCAAGGAGUGGAGGUGCAUGGUCGGUCUUGAUUCGCCAACCCAGCAGAAGGGCCACGACCACGCCAAUCUCGAGGAUACUUUCUGGAAGACAGUAUUUGCAGACAUGAUGUUAGAGCGCGACAUGGAGCACCGACCACCGAACGACUGGCGAGAGGACCGUGAUAAAGUACGACGCUUCGAGCCACGCGAUAUGGUCAAGGUCCAAGCCUGGUGGAACUGGCUGCAGCGCGAAGCGGAUUCCAAUUUCGUCGGCCCGGAGCUAGAGUGGUACAGUCUAUGCACCCGCUCGCAUCCGGACAGAUUUCACAUCGUCACGGACAGUUUCUGGCACACGACCGAAACGCGGAAGAUGAUAUUUGCGGAAAGUGGUCGCAUGGGGACGGGGCCAAGCGAGUUUGGGAGCUAUAUCGAGUUUAGGGAUGCGAGGGUCGGGGAUGAGGUGCAUGUGUUGUUCGGUCUAAGUGUGCCGGUCAUUUUACGGGUGCUUGAGGAUGGGGAGGAGCGGCCGUCGGCAGUGGGAACAAAGAGAUACAGAUUUGUAGGACCAUGUUAUUUGCAUGGGAUUAUGGAUGGAGAGGCUGUAGAGGAUGGAAACGAAGCUGUCGAGGAAAUAUUUCUUUGCUAA
Bipolaris victoriae FI3 is the source of this 3471-nucleotide messenger RNA. RefSeq lists its product as hypothetical. The record is from RefSeq and is a predicted model, not a curated record. NCBI's taxonomy places the organism in Eukaryota, Fungi, Ascomycota, Dothideomycetes, Pleosporales, Pleosporaceae. Bases 1 to 3471 code for a protein of 1156 amino acids. The transcript has 8 exons.